Messenger RNA from Trichoderma breve, 975 nucleotides. RefSeq lists its product as uncharacterized. The record is from RefSeq and is a predicted model, not a curated record. The transcript has a single exon. Bases 1 to 975 code for a protein of 324 amino acids. NCBI's taxonomy places the organism in Eukaryota, Fungi, Ascomycota, Sordariomycetes, Hypocreales, Hypocreaceae.
AUGGAUAAGGAGUCCAUCAACGCGACUGUGUCCGUAUACGAAAAUGGAUUUGUGGAGGGAAUCAUCCGCGCCUUCAACCAGGAUCUCGACCUAGUCAUCCGACCUGAUGAUGUGUGGCAGGCUAUCCUUUCACAGUUUAGCCUUUUCAUCAAUGGGGAUGAGAAUGCCGAACGCCUGCGUCACAUGUUCGUCUCUCAUGAAGGAAAAAAGGCGCUGACGAUCGAUCUGAGAACCACGAGCCUCUCCGAAAUCGAUUUUAGCAAGUUGGUCCAGAAGUUUACCUCCCUCAUUGAGGAAUAUAUCGUUGAUCCAGAGCUGCGUGAGUGGAUGCUACCGGACUUUUCCACCACAACAGACCAUGACAAGGCAGUCGCAGCGUUCGGUAUGAUGGGGACAAUGAACAGUUACUUCACUUACGGUGCGGCGUUUGGAUGCAGCUUUCCCAGCGUGACGCUGUUGGGAAUCCGAGAUGACUGGGGGGAGCUUGAACGUCGGGUCAACAAGCUGAACCAAUACGGCAAGGAAUGCGAGGACUGGGCUCGUCUGCUGCAACCCAUUCUGCAUUACAUGAAAAAGACAUUUGACGAGCCAGACUCACAAGAGAUUAAAGAUUUCUGGCUCCGCGUCGCGUGGGAGACGGGGCAUUCGGGCGUGUGUGGUGACGUCUGGAAAAACUCUGGUUGGAUCACGGCAUUUGCUUAUUUUAAGGAGGACGGAAGCGUCGCAAACGAUUACAAAGACCUUAGGGAAACUUCCGACUGCUCACGGCCACUAAAAGGAGUGUCGUAUCCGAUUAUCCACCCAGACGACAUUGCGAGUAGUCUGGUCCUAGUCCCUAUAACAAUGACUGACCGUGAAGCGGGCGUGGAAAGAUUCUGCACAGCUGUAGCUGGUACUAUUGGUAUGUCCAUCUCGGAUGGAAGCAAAUCUCAACCAUUUUCGGCGUGGUGGAUCGUGCAAGAAUUCGAAGAGUAA